AUUACAUUGCAUUCGAAACACUUUGCAUAGCAUUGUUAUUACAUAAAAAAAGCGAAACAAACAGCUCUCAAUUUCAAUGAUGUAUGACGCUUAAAAGAUAUUGCGUUAAAGAAUUUUGAGUACAAAGUUGCAAUUUAAGUUGAAAUCGAAACUUUGAUAGCUUAAUGCUAGAGUCAUUACAUUGUUCCAAUAACUCAAAUUAAGAUAGUUCUAGAAUUAAGAAAGUUGUUAUCUUGUUUUAGAGUUAGAUCUCCACAUGCAAGAUCUGCAAGAGUUAUCUUUUUGUGACUGAUAUGAGUGAAAUUACAUGGUGGCUAAAGAGGACCCUCCUCUAUAUAAUCGCCUAUACAUUUCGAAUUGUUUUGACUAUUGUAUUCUGGGGAGAGCAAAAAUCAGUACCACCAGCAAGGAACCAGUUGCUCCUUAAAUCUGCAAAACAAUUAGCUAAAGAAAUUAGGGAAGGAAAGCUGAAAUCUGAGGAAGUUAUUCAAACCUAUAUUAAUCGUAUAGUUGAAGUAGAACCUUAUAUCAAUGCAGUAGUUCAGGACAAUUUCGAUAACGCAAUUAUAGAGGCAAGAAGAGUGGAUGAUCUUAUUGAAUCAGGAGAAUUUUCCAUUGAACAGCUUUCAGAAGAAAAACCACUUCUUGGAGUGCCAUUUACUGUUAAAUGUAUUCUAAGAGUGAAAGGUUUUCCAGAAACUGCAGGCAGUUUGAUUUUUAAAGACAGAAUAGCUGAAACAGAUGCACCGAUUGUGAGUAUUAUAAAAGAUGCUGGUGGGAUUUUUCUAGCUUUAACCAAUGCUCCGGAAUUUAGUUUCUCGCUUGAAACAGAUAACAAACUUUAUGGGAGAACAUGCAACCCUUACGAUGUAACCAGGACGUGCGGAGGCAGUUCAGGAGGAGAAGCAGCAUUAAUAAGCUCUGCUGGGUCUGUCAUUGGAUUGGGAAAUGAUCUUCUAGGCAGUCUCAGGGUUCCAGCUCAUUUUUGUGGUUUGUUUGCACACAAGUCAAGUAGAAAUUUGAUUCCAACGGAAGGAAUCUCCAUGGUAUUACCCCCAAUUUUGAAGAGGCUAUACACUGCUGGUCCUAUGUGUAGAUUUUCUGAAGAUCUUAUUACUAUGAUGAAGAUUUUACUGAAAAGCAAAAAAUGGAUGCAUUUUCAAAAAGAGGUUGAUUUCAAAAACCUAAAAAUUUAUUACCAGAGGAAGAUAGAACAUGCCUGGAUAUUUAAUACGGAAAAUAAAAUAGAGCAAGCAGUACGAAACGCGGCAUUGCAUUUCAACACAAAAUAUGGCACGAAAGUGAAAGAAAUCAAAGUACCACUUAUAAACCAAUCAAUGGCAAUAAUACUAAAUUCUUACUAUGGCCGUGUUCCCAACGUAGUAGAAAUUGUAACAGAAGGAAAAAUAAAGAAUUUAAAUGGAAUGCAUGAAUUGAUUAAACUGCUAUGUAGAAAAUGUCAGUUCACAUUUUAUUUCAUUCUACCUGCCUGUUUUGGAAAAUGGAUUUCAUCCGACGACAUAAAUCUUAUAUCUCAAUGUGAUAAUUGGAACAGGGAAUUGGAGAAUGAAUUUGAAAGAUUGCUGGACGAAAAUUCUCUGUUUUUGUUUCCAACGUUUCCGCAUACAGCUCCGUACCAUAAUGAAUCACUUGUUUGCUAUGGAGGUUCUAGUUUUACAGGUAUAUUCAAUAUAUUAGGGCUGCCAGUAACUCAGUGUCCAAUAGGAUUCGACAAGCAUGGUUUGCCUCUAGGAAUACAAAUUGUUGGUAAGAAAGGAAAUGAUAUGCUAACAUUGUUAGCUGCUGCUGAGCUUGAAAAAGCGUUUGGAGGAUGGAUGCCACAGAUGGAUACUACUUUAGGAAAUAAAAAAGACUUAUAAAGUA
Parasteatoda tepidariorum (common house spider) is the source of this 1884-nucleotide messenger RNA. The record is from RefSeq and is a predicted model, not a curated record. Lineage: Eukaryota; Metazoa; Arthropoda; Arachnida; Araneae; Theridiidae.